Molecule: messenger RNA, 1645 nt
Organism: Alternaria rosae
Lineage: Eukaryota; Fungi; Ascomycota; Dothideomycetes; Pleosporales; Pleosporaceae
Exons: 2
Coding region: 119-1474 (451 amino acids)
Source: RefSeq, a predicted model, not a curated record
AUUCAUCUUAAUUACUAAGAGAUCUAGCUGAGCUCAGCUUCUUCCUUCGAUUGACCCGGCUCGCCAUACACGCAGACAUUGCGCCACAGUACCCUUCCGACCACAACCCCAGCAUAAAAUGUGGGCACCAAACCGCGUAACUCCAGGAGCGAAACGCACAUCAUCCGUCCAUUCUAUCGUAUCCUUUCAAUCAGGGAGUCGCCCCGUUUCGAUGAGUUCACCUCAAAUGCAGAGACAACCGAGGAGUUACGAAUCAGAUAACUACUCUGACCUGGGUUCAGAGGACGAGCAGCCACAGCCACAGCAAUACUCCCGUCGUCCACAAGACACCUCCAUGUCAGCCAUGGCGCAAAUGCAACGACAACAGCAACAACCUAACCCCACAGCACCUUUGUUCUCUCAGAAGAAGGCGAACGAUGUCGUACAGCCAGUCAACGUGAACAGACCGCAAUAUCAAGACCAGCGAACCUUUGUUGAGCGACCAGUAGACGACGACGCAACAUCGCGAUCUUCCACCCUGGACGGCAACGAGGAGGACGUCCCCUAUCCAUCGAAGAAGUCAUUGGCGCCUUCAGCCACGAAGAUGAGCCUCACAGGCCAGGAGCCGGUAUCUCCAGCACCCGCACCGCAUGUCCCUGGGCCUUUGGAGUCGCAACUUGCUGCCCUAAUGUCCAAGCUUGUCUACAUCGAACAAUCGAAUCCUGCCAUAUCAGUCAAACCGGAAGAGUACGAGCAGACGAUGGCGCGUCUGAAAGCAUUGGAAGAGGAGAAGAAGACGUGGUGGAAGCGACACGACGCCAUCUGGGCCCUUCGAGACGAAGAUGUGGAGAACAACAUUAAGAUUCGUGGAUUACUAGCUAGCUGUCGACGCGAACUGGACGCGACUAAAGCGCUGCGCGACGAAGAUCUCGUUAACGUGCAGAUUGUACGGAGCAAGCUUGCGGAAAAGACAAGAGAGGUGGAGCGGUUGCAUGCACAGACUGGACGCAGCAGUCCAAGCCGAGGACGUCCGGGCAGCUUCCUCGAACGGCGCGACACAACCGACCUCUUUACCGCGGCCAAGGUGGCAGCUCUUGAGCAACGAGCUCUCGAAUUGGAAAAGCGAAACUCUGAUCUUGUCGCGCAGUUAGGGGCGCCGCGAGGUAGCAGCAUCGACGAUCUAAACCGAUCCACCGCUCACCAAGCGUGGAAAGGGACCGUUGCUGAUCUUGAAUCCAAGAUCAGGGCCAAAGACGCUGAGCUCGAGCGGCUACGGUCUCAAGGUGCUUCUGGAGGAAGCGGACAGAUGGACUGGUACCGGAUUGAAGCCCUGCUGGAGGAACAUGCCGCCUACCGCGAGAGCAUCGGGGGCAAGCUGCAGGCUCUCCGAUCGGAGAAAGAGGGACUCAUGAGAGAUCUACACCGCAAGGAGAAUGAUUGCCAAGUGUUGGAACUUAAAGUGCAGACGCUGCAGAGACGGGCGAACGUGGUAUGACGGAGACUGUGUAAUGUUAGAAGCGAGUUGGCUACCCAAUACCCCUGACCAUUUGAUUGUUUUUAUUUUCACAAUGUCCACCCAUUGCGGAGCCGGAAGAUGUGGCGGUGACGUGGCGUUGGAGGUCAAAGCGUAACCUCUGCCUUGGCAGGUACCUGGCAAACAUCGUCA